Oryza brachyantha (malo sina) is the source of this 2931-nucleotide messenger RNA. RefSeq names its product auxin response factor 10-like. Gene Ontology annotation, cellular component: nucleus. Gene Ontology annotation, molecular function: DNA binding; protein binding. NCBI's taxonomy places the organism in Eukaryota, Viridiplantae, Streptophyta, Magnoliopsida, Poales, Poaceae. The coding region runs from base 48 to 2195 and encodes 715 amino acids. The transcript has 3 exons. The record is from RefSeq and is a predicted model, not a curated record. Gene Ontology annotation, biological process: regulation of DNA-templated transcription; response to hormone.
UUCACCCUGAGACCACCUCAUUAGUCACCCCGUCGAGUUGGGUUACGAUGCUUACCUUCACGGAGCUGGCGAGGCCGACGGGCGGCGGCGGCGGUGAAGGCGACGGCGACGGCGCCGGCGGGUCCGUGGACUCGCAGCUGUGGGCGGCGUGCGCGGGGAGCAUGUCCUCGGUGCCGCCCGUUGGCGCCGCGGUGUACUACUUCCCGCAGGGCCACGCGGAGCAGGCGAGCGAGGCCGUGGACUUGUCGUCCGCGCGCGUCCCGCCGCUCGUGCCGUGCCGGGUGGUUGCCGUGCGGUUCAUGGCCGACGAGGAGACCGACGAGGUCUUCGCCAGGAUACGCCUCGUCCCGCUCCGCCCCGGCGACGCGGUUGUGGACGUGGGCGAGGCGGCGGCGGCCGGGGAGGGCGGGCGGCAGCAGGAGGAGGAUAGGCCGAAGCCGGCGUCGUUCGCCAAGACGCUGACGCAGUCCGACGCGAACAACGGUGGCGGGUUCUCGGUGCCGCGGUUCUGCGCCGAGACCAUCUUCCCUGAGCUAAACUAUAGGGACGAACCGCCCGUCCAGCUCAUCCACGCCAAGGACGUGCACGGCGAGCAGUGGACGUUCCGGCACAUCUACCGGGGCACCCCGCGCCGGCACCUUCUCACCACAGGGUGGAGUCCCUUCGUCAACAAGAAGCAGCUCCUCGCCGGCGACUGCAUCGUGUUCAUGCGCGACGAGGGCAGAAACAUACACGUCGGGAUCCGCCGGGCCAAGCGCGGGUUCUGCGGCAUCGGCGGCGACGACGAGGGCCUCUCUUCGUUGCCCGCCUGGGAUCAGUUCAGGGGCCUGGUGCGGGGCAAUGCAACCGCGGGCGGCGAGAGCAGCCCGACCAAGGGGAAGGUACCCCCGGAGAACGUGCUCACUGCGGCGACGUUGGCCACCUCCGGGCAGCCGUUCGAGGUGCUGUACUACCCGCGGGCGAGCACGCCGGAGUUCUGCGUGAGGGCGAGCGCUGUCAGGACGGCCUUGAGCGUGCAGUGGUGCCCCGGCAUGCGGUUCAAGAUGGCGUUCGAGACAGAGGACUCGUCGCGAAUCAGCUGGUUCAUGGGCACCAUCGCCGGAGUCCAAGCCGCCGACCCCAUCCGGUGGCCGAAGUCGCCAUGGCGUCUCCUUCAGGUGACAUGGGACGAGCCGGAGCUCCUACAGAACGUGAAGCGCGUGUGCCCGUGGCUGGUGGAGCUCGUGUCGAGCAUGCCCAACCUCCACCUGCCGUCCUUCUCGUCGCCGCGCAAGAAGCCGCGGAUCCCGCCCUACGCGGAGUUCCCCCCGGAUGCCCAGCUCUUCAACCCAGCGUUCCCGCCAAACCUAAUGGCACACGGCCAUGCCGACCACCACCACCAUCUCCACCACGGUUUCCCCUUUCUCCCCUUCCCGGACGGUAGUGCUCAACCUGCAGGCAUACAGGGAGCCAGGCAUGCGCAGUUCGCUUCAUCGUUCCCGGAUCUCUACAUCGGCAACCUGCAGCCGAACCUGAUGCUCUACUCCGGCAUCCGCCUCCCGCCCGCCGAUCAAGCCGCACCUCGCCCACCGAGAAUCAUCAGCACUGACCUCACGAUCGGCAGCCAGCUCGCGCCCGACGAACCCACGACCUCGCCGUCAUCAAGCGCCAGGAAGAUCGACAACGCGAAGCCAACGGGGUUUCUCCUUUUUGGACAGGCAAUUCUCACCGAGCAGCAGAUCAAGAACGGCAACUCCGGUGGUCGGGCCUCGCCGGGAGCCACCCGCAAGCGCUCACUGAACUGGGACGCCGAGAAGGCUCCCAAUGGCUCGGAAGGCUCCGACUCCGCCGGGUUCAGCGAGGGCAGCCCCACCACCACCAACACGCCGUCGUGGAGGUUGCCGUAUUUUGGAGACAGCAAAAGCCACGGAUCCGAGUACGAGCUGGAGCCCGGCCAGUGCAAGGUGUUCGUCGAGUCGGAAGCCGUCGGCCGGAACCUCGAUCUCACGGCUCUGAGCUCGUUCGAGGAGCUGUUCGCCCGACUGUCUGACAUGUUCAGCAUUGACAGCGACGGACUGAGGAGCCACCUGGUGGUGUACCGCAGCCCCGCCGGUGAAGUCAAGCACGCCGGCGACGAGCCAUUCUGCGCGUUCGUGAAAUCGGCUCGUAAGCUUAGGAUACUGACAGAUGCCGGCAGCGACAGCCUGGGAGAUUAGAAGAAGUAAUCUGCCGAAUAACCUAGGGCGCUACUACUCCUAGUCUUUUCAGGAAACAAAUAAACCGGAGCUGCAUGCACGUACAGGUGCAUGAGCCGCGGUUUCUCCGUGCUCCAGCCUAGAGAUUUUUAUUCAGGAUAAAGCUGAUGCAUCUUCAGUUAAUUAGGUUGUUUUCCGUCCUUUCUACAGCUUUCUCGCUAGGAAUUUGAAGUAGUAACAACUCGUCGUGCAAAGUGCAGACAGAAUGUAGUCUUUUGAAUCUUGGUCAUCAAAUCAAACGUAGUACUUCUAAGUUCCCAUUCGGUGGAUCUUGAUCCUCUUAUCUGUUCCAGAAAAUUGAAUGCUCCUGUCGCAGGCAGACCAAAGUGACAGGAUUAGCGCAGGUGCAGGCUUACAUGUACAGUAAUUACUACUCGGCGCUGGCACUGCUGAUUCUGAAUUCUGGAGGGGCUCUCUCCAGUCUCAGCUCCAGGCAUUUCAUUUGUCCCCUUCUUUGCCUGAGGUGGGAGCCUGGGACUGUACAUUUAUGUUGCGUAUCCUGCCACCUUUCGGGCAUUAAUGCCUACAGAGCCCCGUCCUUUAGCUUCAGAGGAAAACAAUUGUGCUGCCCGGCCAUUUAACCGAAAAUAUUGUUGCAAGAAACAGACAUCUCAUCUAACAAAACUAAAAACAAAAGUGUCUACAGCAGUGGCCAUUCCAUUAUUGUUCCACCCAUCAAAUUAGUAUUCUGAAAAAA